AAUGGGGGUCCAAACGAGGCCCCAGCUAUUCUCCCUGACAUAGGAGGAACCAAAGCAGGUCACUCUUAAUGGGCUCGUCGCUCAAUCCCCACUCAAUGGUGCACACAGAUACAGGCACCAAUUUCUUUGUACCCAAUUCUCAGAUCGCCAAGGCUGGUAUCCGACUGGAGGUUGGAAUUGGACGGCUUCUGCAGAAAAUCUGUGGGACAUCGUGUGGAGGUAUCAAUAGUCUGUCCCCGGACUUCGGACACCGACAUACGAGACAGGAUGUGGCUGAUGCCUGUGUGUGCGACCCUUAGGCCGAAACACCCUUGGGGCAAUUCAAACGGUCGGUGUUUUAGCACGGAUGCAGAUGCAAACGUUACGGUGCUCCUGAAGACGGUGCGCGUCAUGUGCUUUAAUGUCAGACCGUGCGCAGAUCGAACUUCGACAUGCGAGCCGUGAGGAGCCGUGGAAAAUGUGUCUUUCGGCGCAGUAUCAUCGGGACGAUGACAUUCGAGCAAUCGUAUGCAACAACAAAUAGCGUUGCUUCAACAGCAAUCGUGCUCGCAGAGUCGCAGUAUGCUGUGCUAUCUUUUAUAUUGCGAGAAGAAGCUCAACAGCUGCAGUAAACAAAAGAGGAAAUAGAUCAAUCGUUCUCAUAACACGUCUGUCUCCCCUAUACAGCCGAGGACCCAACGGUGAUGAUCACAACUGCCACAAGCUUCCCCGACUCUACUGAGGAAUACGUCGACGUCAUCUCACCUUCUCAGAGGACAUCACCGAUCUCACAUUCAGCAAUUUCUCCGACUUGGCGAGCUGGCAGACGGUUGGCGGGGUGAAAGCAGCUAUCGAGGGCAUAAACCAAACGAGCGGCAACGUGAUAGUGGAAAGGUUGUGGGCGGUUCAGCCGGGCUGGGUUACGCUGCAGGUGCCAAGCGAUGCCUUCACCCGCACCAGCGACGGGCGGCCAAGUACCACAUCAAACACGCUGAUCGCCUACUCGGGUACGCAUCACAGGAGGGCACCACAGCAGCAUGCGUGGCGUGUGCGUGGGCAUCGUUGUGUGUCUGCCAGGCUGUAACACGUUUUGGGGCGAACAAAAUCUACUGCUGAGAUCGAGAGUACUACAGCUUAUUCGUGGUGGCAUUGCGGUCGACUUUGUCGCGAGAACAACUUAUGCGAGAUGUAUGUCUUCGACGCCCAGAAAGCGGGUGACAACAAUCCAUCUCUAACCGACUGCCUGCUCUACGGAGACACUGACCCUGCGGACACCCCCGCCGCAAACAUGAUUAGCAGCUCCAGAUCAUGCGCCGUUAACACGGGUAUUGGCAGCUGGAAGGGGCCAAUGGCCAUCUAUGAGACGAGACUUAUUUAUUGUCAUUGUCUUCCCUCCUUAUUCAGACACGCUACCACCUGAAAUACACUUCGUGCGAAAAAUCGACGGGGACGGGGACGAGAUCGUGUCUGGUGGCGCCAUAUUCUUCAACUAUGACUACGAACCCCUUCAGCUCCUUACAGAGGUCCACUUUACCGAUCUAGUUAUGAACGCAGACGUCAGUGAUUUCGAGAUCAAAUGGGAAAACGCCACGACAAAUGGAGUGGUGGCCUUGGGAAAUGUGCUCUGGGAGAGGAUAUUGGAGAAAUCCCCAGCACCCUGGGACCAAGCGCUGGCGGAGAUGCCAUCCAAGAAAUACAGAUUCCAGGUUGGAAGCAAGAGACGCAGUGCUCCGUCAGCAGCUGUCAUACUAAUUUUCUCGUUACUGCCCUGGACAGUUUUCGCUCACAUUUGACAGUUCCCCGUGGGCCACCGAGGCCAACGUGACCAUCACAUUACAGGGAUCCUCUGACAUCGUCGACUACUCGUCGAACCCCAUCAGCUUGCCGACCGAGCCCAUCACCUUCAUAAUCAGACGUCGACGUAAGAGACAGACACACAGACAGACAGUGGCGGCAAGUAGAAACUUGUCGAGCGAUAGCUGGCCGCUCUCUGUCUCCUGUUGCACAGCGUGUGACACGAUGAAAAGACUUAACGACACCGCUCUCGCAGGGGGCGAUCUGAUUCGCUACUCGCUCAUUGGAAUGACGUUUGAGACUUGCGCGGUGGAGUGUCGUGAGCUGGCAGAGUGCGAGGGGUUCACAUUCGACAAGGUUCAGAACAAGUGCUUCCUCAAGUGGGGCAGCCUCCUCGAGUUCGGGGCCAAGGGAUGGGAGGUACUCGCAUCACAGCCCGACGACGACUCGGCAUACUUCGACUGCUCUUGUACAGGAGACUGCUUUGGUAGGCAACAUACACAUCAGAUCGGCAGUGCGUGGCUGUCAUGUCCCCAAUGGAUCGAUGUUACUGAUUGCGCCCCUUUGCCUCGCCCGCCCGCAGAUGUACAUCUCGAGGUCUGCGGUGACUCUCUCGUCGUACGCAACGAGGCUUGUGACGAUGGCAAUACGGCAGCGGGGGACGGGUGCUCAGCUACAUGCCAGAUUGAACCUGGGUGGAUGUGCCCCACACCCGGAGAUCCUUGCGUACCGAUAUGCGGUGACGGUCAAUUGACCGGCAACCAGACUUGUGACGAUGGCAAUACAGACAGCGGUAACAAGCAAUCACAGACAGACAGACAUCAUGUGACGUGUACAUAAUAGCAUACACAGACAGACAUUCCUGCCAUGCGCGCCCGGAUGCAAGUAUGUAUGUCUGUAUGUAUGUCUCUGUCCUACCCUUGCCUCCUGUCUGUAGGUGACGGAUGUAACAGCGCUUGUAUGCUAGAAGACGGGUGGACAUGCCCCAGCCCUGGAUCCGUGUGUAGUCGUAAACAUCCCCAGCCGCACAUGGACAUGACAGAGACAGCAGCGGACUGUAUGACUUCGGAUGUGUGGAUGUUUGUCAGCCAUCUGUGGGGAUGGCCAAGUAAAGGGCUCCGAACAGUGUGACGAUGGCGAUACAGACAGCGGUGUGUGUCCGGCACGUGCUUUCCUUACAUGGCCUGCCUGUUACGAGCUGUUGUUCCUGGCUGGCUGGUGAUGCAGGUGAUGGAUGCGACAGCAUGUGUCAGAUUGAACCUGGAUGGACUUGCCCUAUCGUCGGAUCCCCCUGCCGUGAGCACAAGGCUCUCUUGUGAACUCUCUGCCAUCCUGCUUCUCGCCUCAGUUCUCAUUACGACUACGACGACUACGACAACAGGGUCUCCGCCGACGACAGCCCCCCUGCCACCAGCCACCUCGGCUGCGCCAUCUCCAACCACUACCGCGCCGCCCCCCACCACACAUCAGCCGACGACUAG
Messenger RNA from Vitrella brassicaformis, 3254 nucleotides. NCBI's taxonomy places the organism in Eukaryota, Vitrellaceae. The record is from the annotation of a GenBank genome assembly.